AUGAGAAACAACCAAAAAGAGCAAAACAUAAGCAGGCAGCAACAAAAACAAAACAAUCUGCUUUAUUGCGUUUCAGAGUCAGGCUCUGGCUCCGGUUCAGACUCCGAGCAGGAGAGACCUCGAUCGGCCAGCAACGCCUCAGGCAGCGGCAGUGACAGUGAGAGAGAACGGGAUGAUGAUGAUGAGGAGGAUGGCCAGGAGGCAGGGAAACCCAGUAUGAAUAAGGAGCUGUUUGGAGACGACAGCGAGGAUGAGCAACACAGUCAACACAGCGGCAGCGACAACCAGUCUGAGCGAUCAGGGAACCAGUCGGACGCCAGCAUGCACUCAGACCAGGGGGAAAACGAUCACUCUGAUGCAGAGCAGCAUAGCGGCUCCGAGCACGGCCAUCGAGAUGACGAUGAAGAUGAGGAGGACGGGGGUCACCGGUCAGAUGGAGGAAGCCCGGCCGGCAGUGGGAUGUCCGGAGCGGGGAGCCCUCACUCUGAGAGGGGCAGCGUCCGUUCAGACAGAAGCGUGCACAGUCCUGCCACUCCGCAGUCAGGCCCUGGCACCCCUCACUCUGAUGGAGAAGCUUCUGGCAGGGAGAACCAGUCAGAUGACGACAAGUGGGAAGGAGGAGCUAAGAGCGACCAGUCUGAGGACGAGGAGGAGAAACGCCAUUACUCCGAUGAAGAAAGAGAGAACUCUGAUGACGAGGGGCCGAGGAACAGGAAGUCAGAGUCUGCAAAGGGCAGUGAUAGUGAAGAUGAUUUCCUUAGACAGAAAACCAAAUCAAAAGUUGCCUCUGAUUCAGAUUCCGACAGUGAUAUUGGAAGAAAGAAACCAAAGUCGGCAGCGGCCGCAGACGACCUGUUUGGAGAAGCUGACGACAUCUCUUCAGACAGCGACGCAGAGAAGCCUCCGACCCCCGGCCAGCCCCUGGAUACAGAGGAUGGGAUGGAGGGGGAGCAGGCGGAGGAGGAGCCUGCGCCUGAAACUCGCAUCGAAGUAGAAAUCCCAAAAGUCAGCACAGACCUGGGAUCUGACCUUUAUUUUGUCAAGCUUCCCAACUUCCUGUCUGUGGAACCCAGACCCUUUGAUCCUCAGUAUUAUGAGGAUGAAUUUGAGGAUGAAGAAAUGCUGGAUGAAGAGGGACGGACCAGGCUCAAAUUGAAGGUGGAGAAUACAAUUCGGUGGAGAGCCAAGAGAGACGAGGAGGGAAAUGAAACCCGGGAGAGCAAUGCACGCAUUGUCAAAUGGUCGGACGGCAGUAUGUCCCUCCAUCUGGGGAAUGAAGUGUUUGAUGUUUACAAAGCGCCUCUCCAGGGAGACCACAACCACUUGUUCAUCCGACAGGGCACUGGACUGCAGGGACAGGCUGUGUUCAAAACCAAGCUCACGUUCAGGCCGCACUCCACAGACAGCGCCACCCACAGGAAGAUGACUCUGUCUCUGGCUGACCGCUGCUCCAAGACACAGAAGAUCAGAAUCCUCCCCAUGGCUGGACGAGAUCCCGAAUCGCACCGCAAUGAAAUGAUCAAGAAAGAGGAGGAGCGGCUGCGAGCUUCGAUCCGCAGAGAGUCCCAGCAGAGGAGGAUGAGGGAGAAGCAGCACCAGAGAGGCCUGAGCAGCAGUUACCUGGAGCCCGACCGCUACGAUGACGAGGAGGAGGGCGAGGAAGCCAUCAGCCUGGCGGCGAUCAAGAGCAAAUACAAGGGAGGAGGAGGCCUGAGGGAGGAGCGAGCGAGGAUCUACUCUUCAGACAGUGAUGAAGGCUCUGAUGAUGACAAAGCCCAGAGGCUAAUGAAGGCCAAGAAGCUAGACAGUGAUGAGGAGGGCGAGGGAUCGGGCAAGAGGAAGGCAGAGGACGACGAGGAAAUGGCCACCAAGAAGGCCAAGAAAUACGUCAUUAGCGACGAAGAGGAGGAGGAAGACGAUGACGAAUAAUUCACUCUUUUUUUUUUCAAUCAUUCCACUGUAUUAUCAGUGCUCAGCCCACAUGGCAUAUAAACAGCCAUAUUUUUGUUUUGUUUUGUAGAUUUUCUUAAGACCUGUGUAUGUGUGUGUGGGUGAGUGUGUUUGUGUGUGUGAUUGUUUAUGUUGUGUACAGCAGAGGUGAGAAAUAAAGAAAUGGUUGUCUUAUGUAACCAAAAGCUUC
Larimichthys crocea (large yellow croaker) is the source of this 2140-nucleotide messenger RNA. RefSeq names its product LEO1 homolog, Paf1/RNA polymerase II complex component (gene leo1). The record is from RefSeq and is a predicted model, not a curated record. NCBI's taxonomy places the organism in Eukaryota, Metazoa, Chordata, Actinopteri, Sciaenidae. Gene Ontology annotation, biological process: transcription elongation by RNA polymerase II; positive regulation of transcription elongation by RNA polymerase II. Bases 1 to 1929 code for a protein of 642 amino acids. Gene Ontology annotation, cellular component: nucleus; Cdc73/Paf1 complex. Gene Ontology annotation, molecular function: RNA polymerase II C-terminal domain phosphoserine binding. The transcript is spliced from 14 exons.